Messenger RNA from Paramormyrops kingsleyae, 585 nucleotides. Its product is annotated as fibroblast growth factor 4B-like. Gene Ontology annotation, molecular function: growth factor activity. The record is from RefSeq and is a predicted model, not a curated record. NCBI's taxonomy places the organism in Eukaryota, Metazoa, Chordata, Actinopteri, Osteoglossiformes, Mormyridae.
AUGACUUUCCAAUCGGCCUUAUUACCGCUACUGGUAUUUGGAGUGCUGUCCAGCUUGGUGCGAGGUGCCCCCCUUUCUGGCAGGCAGAACGGCACGUUAGACCGACACUGGGGGAGCCUCUACUCGCGCUCCUUGGCUCGGAUCCACGGGGAAAAAAGAGACACCAACCGAGACACUGACUAUCUUACUGGAAUCAAAAGGUUGCGGCGUCUUUACUGUAAUGUGGGUAUUGGAUUUCAUAUACAAGUCCUACCGGACGGAAGAAUCACUGGAGUCCACAACGAAAAUCGAUACAGUAUUCUGGAAAUUUCUCCAGUGGAAAGAGGAGUGGUCACCCUAUUUGGUGUCCGUAGCCGUCUAUUCGUGGCCAUGAACCUCAAAGGGAAGCUGUAUGGAUCUGGUCAUUUCAACGACGAGUGCAAGUUCAAAGAAAAGCUCCUGGCAAAUAAUUAUAACGCCUACGAGUCGACGGCGUAUCCGGGGAUGUACAUAGGCCUGAGCAAAGUGGGCAAGACGAAGAAAGGGAACCGCAUCUCACCGGCGACAACAGUCACACAUUUUCUGCCAAGAAUAUGAGCAAAUCAU